GCUUAUGAUGACGAUGAUGAGGUAUGUGGGGAGCGUGUAAGGACACAAUCCAUUGCAUCAUGGUAUCAGUUAUCACCAACCAAAAGUGAAUGCCAACAAAAAACGAGGAAAAAGUUCACUGGCAAUGAACCGUUGGAUCCGAAGACAAUGACCAUGCAGGAUUUGAUUUUCUGGAAUCCAAAAAAUGAAAAGAGGUUUCUGGAAGGUAUGCAAAAGCUAAGGACGGAAAGUGAAACAGUUUCGGAUAUUACUCAGUUGAAAGAUGGUGAAAGUUCACCGAAGAAAACAUCGAAGUCUGCUGUUAAUGCUCCACAGAUGGACAAAAUACGGCAUACAGCGUCCUCGGCAUACUUAGAACUGCUGGAUUUUCUCCUUGGCCACUAUUUGGCCACUGCUUUUUACAACACGAUGUGA
Messenger RNA from Gongylonema pulchrum, 414 nucleotides. The record is from the annotation of a GenBank genome assembly. Lineage: Eukaryota; Metazoa; Nematoda; Chromadorea; Rhabditida; Gongylonematidae.